Amblyraja radiata (thorny skate) is the source of this 9733-nucleotide messenger RNA. RefSeq names its product CREB binding lysine acetyltransferase b (gene crebbpb). The transcript has 31 exons. Gene Ontology annotation, molecular function: zinc ion binding; chromatin DNA binding; protein binding. Lineage: Eukaryota; Metazoa; Chordata; Chondrichthyes; Rajiformes; Rajidae. The record is from RefSeq and is a predicted model, not a curated record. Gene Ontology annotation, cellular component: histone acetyltransferase complex; nucleus; transcription regulator complex. Bases 697 to 8094 code for a protein of 2465 amino acids. Gene Ontology annotation, biological process: positive regulation of transcription by RNA polymerase II.
CGUCAGGAGGAAAAAAAACUUUAAGAUCAACAGCCGCCAUUUUGGUGGAGAUUUUCGUCCGAAAUUUCGGAAGAAUUUAUCGGCGUCGGGAGCUACGCUGGCCGCCCUGCGGAUCCCCCAGUGCGCGCACUCGGCUCCGAAAUCCACCUGGCCGUCAAACUAGCGCCGGUCCGGGCGCCUGUCUCCGGGGGGGAAAGCGACAGGAGGAAGGGGAGCGGGUGAGGGGGGUUCAAUCCCUACCCCCUCGGCUGAGCCGGACUGACUCUCCAGGCCAAGUAUUGUUUUCAUCGCCUCAGCCGGCAACGACCCGGCGGCAGUCCCCGGCCUGGCCUGGGCCCCGCGGCCCACAAUGAGGCCUGACUGACCGCCUUCGGUUCUCCCCCCCCCCCCCCCCCCCCCCCCCCCUUACAACCCCGAAAAAACCCCAUUUAUUUUUGUAAAAGUGUAAAUAUAUGUGAAGGGGGACCAGUAGGGAAUCGAUUUGAAUUGUUCCCAAGUGUGAGGGGAGUGCAGAAUGGCGGCGCGGUGGGGGUGAGGAGCCGGCGGUAAGCUCAGGCCCCGGGGCUUGGCAGGGACGCUGCUGCGGCGGCCUCCGUCUCCCCACCCCCUUCCCUCCCCUCCCUCACCUCUCCAUGUUUAUCACAUGAAACGCGCUGGAAAGUAGCAGUAAUAUAUAAAGCAUAACGCAGAGAUAAAAUGGCCGAGAAUCUUCUGGAUGGACCACCGUCUGCCAAGCGGCCCAAACUCAACUCGCCGGCGCGCUCGGCUAGUGACAGCACAGAUUUUGGAUUGUCGUUUGAUUUAGAAAAUGAUUUACCUGAUGAGUUGAUCAGAACAUCUGAUUCUUUCGGACUGCCCAACGGUGGUGAGUUGGGCCAGCUGAGCAAUGUCAUUGGUCAGGAUGCUGCUUCCAAACACAAGCAGCUCUCGGAACUUCUGCGUGCUGGCAGUGGCUCCAGUCUCACUGCAGGGCUGAUCAAUGUGAACUCCAACAACAAUCCUGGUAGAUCAAUGGACAAUUCUGUCCAGAGCCAGCAGAAUAGCUCCAAUGUAAGCAACAUGGGCAAAGGCUCUCACAAUCAGGGGCUGACUUCCCCUUCCAAUCUGGGACUGGCAGCCAGUGGUUCGAGUUCUUCAACAUCUGGCUCUCAAGCACUGAACACACAAGCACAAAAACAUGGAGAGCCGAAACAUCAUAACGCUGCAGCGUCGGGUUUGGUGUCUGCCAGCGGCAACCUGACGGCUCAGAGCGGGAUCGGCAUCAACACCAAUCUCAGUCACACACACCAAGCUCUACUGGGCAGCAACAGUAGCCAAGGUCUGAUGCAGCAAUCACAGCAAGGCCAGGGACAGGUGCUGAAUGGAUCGUUGGGUGCUGCCGGCAGGGGCCGUGGGGGAACGCAGUAUUCAAAUUCUGGCAGUGUGUUAGCGGAGACUCUAGCCCAGGGAUCGGCACACGUGGGUCUGAAUGCACAGCAAGCUGGGGCGAUGGCAAAAAUGGGAAUAUCAGGUAAUACAAGCCUAUUCGGACAAGGAUAUGGUCAAGCAGGUGGACAGCAGUUAGGCGCUACAGGGGUCGGACCUCAAUUGCAAAACAAAAGUGGCCUUUCGAAUAGUCUGCCUCCAUUUCCAGCUGAUUUAAAGGGUACUCAAGUUACAAAUGUGCCGAACAUGUCCCAGGUUCAGCAAGUAGGAAUGGUACAAGUACCAUCCCAGGUGCCAACACAAGGAAUGGGAUCGGCACCAACUGCUGAUCCAGAAAAACGCAAACUGAUACAGCAGCAGCUGGUCCUACUGCUUCAUGCCCACAAAUGUCAGCGGAGGGAACAGGCAAAUGGUGAGGUGCGGCCCUGCGCACUACCACACUGCCGAACCAUGAAAAACGUCCUGAAUCACAUGACUCACUGUCAAGCAGGCAAGUCCUGCCAGGUUGCUCACUGUGCAUCAUCAAGACAGAUCAUUUCUCACUGGAAAAACUGCACUCGACAUGACUGUCCUGUAUGUCUACCCCUGAAAAACGCCAGUGACAAGAGGAAUCAGCAGACCCUAUUAGGCUCUUUGCCAAGUGGAUUACCAAAUACAGUGGGUUCAGUUGGGAGUAGUCCACAAGGCACAUCCAGCAAUUCAAAUCCUAUCGACCCCAGUUCAAUGCAGAGAGCAUACGCCGCACUUGGUCUGCCCUAUGGUAACCAACCACAAGCGCAGUCACAGCCUCAGGUACAAGGCCAGCAGACAGCACAGCCUCAAGUCCAUCAGUCAAUGAGGCCAAACCCUUUGGGUACGAAUCAGAUGAAUGUGGUUGGAGGGAUGGGUGUUCCAACGCCUGAUCAGUCAAACCUGAUGUCUGACUCUGCUCUUCCACCUUCCCUUGCUACACCAAACCAAAUAAUGAAUGAUGGCACAAAUGUUGGUAAUGUAAGCACGUUGCCGACUGCAGCACCUUCCACUAGUGGUGUUCGAAAACCAUGGCACGAACACGUAACUCAAGAUUUGCGCAAUCACCUAGUUCAUAAACUAGUGCAAGCCAUAUUUCCAACCCCUGACCCAGCAGCACUGAAGGAUCGUCGCAUGGAAAACCUUGUGGCGUACGCUCGGAAAGUGGAAGGAGAUAUGUAUGAAUCUGCAAAUAGUAGGGAUGAAUAUUAUCACUUACUUGCAGAGAAGAUUUACAAGAUUCAGAAAGAGCUCGAGGAAAAAAGACGGUCUCGACUUCAAAAACAGCAGCAGGGAAUAUUGCCAAACCAGGGUGCCUUGACAGGACCAGGAGGACAACCACCUGGUAUGUCACAGACACCAGGUAUGGCUCAGGUCCAGUCUGUCCGACCACCCAAUGGACCCUUGUCUAUGCCAAAUGUGCCAAAUCAAAUCAUAAAUCGCAUGCCUGGGUCUCAAGGUAUGAACCAGUUUGGGCCCAUGUCUUUGGGGAAUGUUCAGAUGCCACAGGGACCCAUAGGACCACGUGCAACUCCUCCCAUGAACCAUAAUGUACAGAUGGGCAUGUCACCUUCCCGACUAUCAAAUCCUCAAGGUCUGAUGGGAGUGCAUGCCAACAACAUUGGUCAGCCUUCUCCCCAAAACCAGUUUCUGAAUCAGAACCAGUUUCCUCCAGCCUCUGGUGGAAUGAAUGUCAAUAAUGUGGGGAUUUCUCAACCUGCAAACCAGCCUGUAAUGAAUCAGACACAGGCCCCUGGAACCACCCUGCCUUUGAACAAUACUGUAAACAUGAUUGGACUAUCGGGUGCUCAGAUGCAUUGUCCACCGGUAUCUCAGCCAACUCUCCGGCAAACUCCUUCCCCCGCCUCCAUCUCUGCCUCUGCCGUUGCCACAGCUGCUGGAAGUAUGCCAUCCAUCCAGCAUUCGGCCCCUUCUGGCAUGACUUCUCCUCAACCGGCAACUUCCCAGUCUCAGGCCUCCACUCCAGCUUCCUCUUCAGGUCAGACUUCAACACCGACAGCAACACCAGCACGGAGUACCACCCCAAAUCAGACUCCACCUAGGACCCAAACCCCGACGCAGCCUCUAACACCAGUACAAUCACAGCAGUCGGUAACAACACCACAGCCAAUGCAACAGUCGGUCGGGCCACCUCAGCCUACAACUCCUCUCUCACAAUCUGCGGCAAGCAUGGAUGGUAGAGUGGCCACCCCAGCCUCUGUGGCUAGUACAGACACUAACUCGCAGCAGCUCAUCACCGAAGCACCGCUGUCUGAAGCCAAAACCGAGGCCAAAAUGGACGAAGUGGAAUCCGAGCCACCAGAAGCCCAGACGGAAGUCAAAACCGAGAGUGACGAGGUGUCUUCAUGUCCACAGCUGAAGGAAGAGAGUAACGAAAGUGUUGAAAACAAGCAGGAUGCAAUGGAGGAGGUGGAGGAGGAGGAGAAACCAGAAAUUAAAACCGAACCCAAAGAAGAGGAGGAGGAGACUGGAGCCAAUGCAUCAUCUCAGUCAUCAGCAUCGCCUCCACAGUCACGUCGAAAGUUUUUCAAACCAGAAGAACUGCGGCAAGCACUUAUGCCCACGCUUGAAGCAUUGUACCGUCAAGACCCAGAAUCGCUGCCAUUCAGGCAGCCUGUAGAUCCCUCACUGUUGGGAAUUCCUGAUUAUUUUGACAUAGUGAAGAAUCCUAUGGAUCUGUCAACAAUAAAACGGAAGCUGGAUACUGGGCAGUACCAGGAGCCAUGGCAGUAUGUAGAAGAUGUAUGGUUGAUGUUCAACAAUGCAUGGUUGUACAAUCGCAAGACCUCCCGUGUAUAUAAAUACUGUGCAAAAUUAGCCGAGGUCUUCGAGCAGGAGAUUGAUCCCGUCAUGCAGUCUCUUGGCUACUGUUGUGGACGAAAGUAUGAGUUUUCCCCUCAGACAUUGUGCUGCUAUGGUAAACAGUUGUGUACAAUCCCUCGCGACGCCACGUAUUUCAGCUAUCAGAACAGUUCACCCAAAUAUGGCCUUCUUGCUGACAGGUAUCACUUCUGUGAGAAGUGCUUCAAUGAGAUCCAAGGCGACAGUGUCACUCUGGGUGACGAUCCUACCCAGCCACAAACAACAAUUUCAAAAGAUCAGUUUGAAAAGAAAAAAAAUGACACGUUGGAUCCUGAGCCAUUUUUUGAAUGUAAAGAAUGUGGUCGCAAAAUGCAUCAGAUCUGCGUUCUCCAUAAUGAAACUAUUUGGCCUUCAGGCUUUGUUUGUGAUAAUUGCUUGAAAAAAGCGGGUAAAACGAGAAAAGAGAAUAAAUACAGUUCCAAAAGGUUACAAACAACCAGGUUAGGGAAUCAUUUGGAAGACAGAGUGAAUAAAUUUCUACGGCGUCAGAACCAUCCUGAAGCUGGGGAAGUUUUUGUCCGUGUAGUAUCUAGCUCGGAUAAAACAGUGGAAGUUAAACCAGGAAUGAAAAGCAGGUUUGUGGAUACCGGUGAAAUGUCAGAAACGUUUCCUUACAGAACAAAAGCGCUCUUUGCUUUUGAGGAGAUUGACGGUGUGGAUGUCUGUUUCUUUGGAAUGCAUGUACAGGAAUAUGGCUCUGACUGUCCAACUCCCAAUACAAGGCGUGUGUACAUAUCAUACCUUGAUAGUAUUCACUUCUUUCGCCCAAGAUGCCUCCGAACUGCAGUCUAUCAUGAAAUCUUAAUUGGUUACCUGGAAUAUGUGAAGAAGCUUGGGUAUACACAGGGCCACAUAUGGGCAUGUCCUCCCAGUGAAGGUGAUGAUUACAUCUUCCAUUGCCACCCGGUCGAUCAGAAGAUUCCCAAGCCCAAACGGUUGCAGGAAUGGUAUAGGAAAAUGCUGGAUAAAGCUUUUGCUGAACGAAUCAUACACGAUUACAAGGAUAUCUUCAAACAAGCGACAGAAGACCGGUUGACCAGUGCAAGUGAGUUGCCUUAUUUCGAGGGUGAUUUUUGGCCCAAUGUUCUUGAAGAAAGCAUAAAAGAAUUGGAACAGGAGGAAGAGGAACGAAAGAGAGAGGAAAAUAGCAUUCCCAGUGAAAUGCCAGAGGGAAAGAAAGGAGACAGCAAAAAUGCAAAGAAAAAGAACAAUAAGAAAACUAAUAAGAAUAAGAGCAGCAUCAGUCGAGCUAGCAAGAAAAAGCCUGGGAUGCCGAACGUGGCCAAUGACUUGUCACAGAAGCUGUAUGCCACGAUGGAAAAGCAUAAAGAGGUAUUUUUUGUUAUCCACUUCCAUGCCGGUCCUGUGGUGAACACCCUGCCCUCUGUCGUGGACCCCGACUCAAUGCUCGGCUGUGACUUGAUGGACGGCCGAGAUGCAUUCCUAACAAUCGCCAGGGACAAGCACCUGGAGUUCUCGUCGCUGCGCCGGGCAAAGUGGUCCACUAUGUGCAUGCUGGUGGAGCUGCACAACCAAGGCCAGGACCGCUUCGUUUACACUUGCAACGAGUGCAAGCAUCACGUGGAAACACGGUGGCACUGCACGGUGUGUGAGGAUUACGAUCUAUGUGUCAACUGCCAUAACAUUAAAGGCCACGAGCACAAAAUGGUGAAGUGGGGCCUGGGAUUGGACGACGAGAGCGGCAACCAGCCCGACCCGCUGUCCAAGAGCCCACAGGAGUCUCGGCGCCUCAGCAUCCAGCGCUGCAUCCAGUCUCUGGUGCACGCCUGCCAGUGCCGCAACGCCAACUGCUCGCUGCCGUCCUGCCAGAAGAUGAAGCGGGUGGUGCAACACACCAAGGGCUGCAAGCGCAAGACCAACGGAGGCUGCCCCGUCUGCAAGCAGCUGAUUGCUCUCUGCUGUUACCACGCCAAGCACUGCCAAGAGAACAAAUGCCCCGUGCCCUUCUGCCUCAAUAUCAAACACAAGCUGCGGCAGCAACAGCUGCAACACCGUCUGCAGCAGGCGCAGAUGCUGCGCAGGAGGAUGGCCACAAUGCAGCGGGGGAAUGUGCCUCAGCAAAGCCUGCCGUCCCCUACCUCAGCCGCGCCCGUCACCCCCACAGGGCAGCAGCAGCAGCCGCCGGGCACGCCGCAGACCCCUGAACCCCAGCCCCAGCCCCAGACCCCGCCGUCCAACAACCUGCCCGCUGGCUUCCCCAACCCGCCCAGGGUUCAGCCCCCCGCCGCUGUCCCGCAGGGGAAGCCCGGCAACCAGGUGCCGGCACUGCCACAACCCCCACCCACACAGCCCCCUCCCGCUGCGGCAUUGGAGGUGGCCAGACAGAUCAAGCUGGAGGCUCAGCAGCAGCACCACCUGUACCAGAUGGCCAGCAUGAACAACGGGCUGGGCAUGGCGCGCCAGAACAUGAUGGGGCAGCAGAUGGGGCCCGUGGGGCAGAUGCCGCCGGUCAACAUGAAGGUGGCACGGCUGCCGAUGGGGCAGGCCAUGCCAAGCAUGCAGCCGGGGCAGUGGCCACAGGGGACAACGUUGUCGCAGCCCCUGCAGCCCGGUAUGCCCAGGGGCGCCAUGCAGAUGUCGCCGCAGACCACGGCCGGACAGAGGAUGCCCAGUUCCCAGCAGCUGCCGCGAGGCAGCAUCUCCCCCAACGCGCUGCAGGACCUGCUACGGACGCUGAAGUCGCCCAGCUCCCCACAACAGCAACAACAGGUGCUGAACAUCCUCAAGUCCAACCCGCAGCUAAUGGCGGCCUUCAUAAAGCAGCGAACGGCCAAGUACCAGGCCAGCCAGCCCGGCAUGCAAGCGCAGGCUCAGCCCCAGCCCCGGGUGCAGCAAGCGGGCAUGCACGCUCAGGCCGGUAUGCAGAACCCCCUGCAGAACCUGAGUCCCAUGCAGGCAGCUGCCCAGCGACCUGCCCUGUCCCCGCAGCAGCAAGGCCUAGGCAGCCUGAACAACCAGAGUCAAACCAUGAGCAUGAUGAACCCCGGCCACAACCCCAACCUGCCGGCCAUCAACCCCCAGUACCGGGAUCUGCUGAUCAGGAGGCAGCUCAUCCAACAACAACAGCAGCAGCAACAGCAGGGUGCUGGUAUGGCUGCAGGCAUGGCGGGUCAUACCCAGUUCCAGCAACCGCAAGGACCAGCGUACCCACAAGCCAUGCCACAGCAACGCAUGCAGCAACACAUGCCGAUGGGGCAAAUCAGCCAGUUGGGGCAGAUGAACCAGCUAGCGGGCGAGGGGCCUCCCACCAUCCAGCAGACGUUGCAGCAGCGCAUCCUCCAGCAGCAGCAGCUGAAGCAACAGAUGAGCUCGUCAGUACAGCCCAACCCCAUGAGCCCCCAGCAGCACAUGCUCUCAGGACAGCCGCAGCCUUCUCACCUGCAGAACCAGCAGAUCGCCACUUCCCUCAGCAACCAGGUGCGAUCGCCACAGCCGGUGCCCUCCCCACGGCCCCAGUCCCAGCCUCCACAUUCCAGCCCUUCGCCCAGGAUACAACCGCAGCCUUCCCCUCACCACAUCUCGCCACAGACCGGCUCCCCGCACCCUGGACUGGCAGCAUCCCAGGCUAACCCCAUGGAUCAGGGACACUUUAGCACCCCAGAACAGAGUGCAAUGCUUCCACAACUGACUAAUCCAAGCAUUAGUGCUAUACACAGCGCCACUGGCGACUUAGGACUGGGCACUGACACCUCCAGCCUAACAAGCACCACCAUUACAUGUGACACACUAGAAAAAUUUGUGGAAGAAAACUUGUAGCAUUUUGGGAGAAAUUUUUCCUGAUACUUUUUUUGUACUGAAAAUUUCAGCUGUCUGGGGCCGUGCAGACCCCUGGAAGGAACUGCAACUUCCUUAGACUUUUUGGGAUGACUUGCUGUUAAAAUACAAAGAAUAUAUUUUUUGUUCAGACUGGUUGCAUAUUCUGGUCGAGUUUUGUUUUUUUUUUUUUUCAUUUUGUUUCUUGUUUUCCUUUGUUGCUAAUGACUCUGCCUGAGUUUUUUAAAUGGAAAUGAAUGCGUUCAUUAUAUUAUUCAUAUUUUUUAUUUUGUACUUUUCAGACUUUAAGCAUUUUUGUGUUUAAAAACCAGGAACAAAGUUUUCCUUAAAAAUGCAACAUAUAAUGUAUACCAAUAAUUUUCUGCCGUGUUCUGGGAAGGUUUUUCUAUAGUGAAGUCUGUGCGGGCGUUUCAAGUAUUGAAUUUGUAUAGAUAGGAAUAGACCAUUGCACAUAUGUACUGGCUAAAGCCAAACCUUGUCUUGCAGAUGUAGAAAUUGUUGCUUUGUUUCAUGAUAAACUGGUUUUAGUGAAACUAGGAUGAUCACUGAUAGAUUGUGGUGAUUUUAAUAGAAGAAAUAUCUUUCCUUUUCCUCCUUCAUUCUCUGUGAAACUUGAAAUGAGAAGAAAGCAAUUAUAGUGUAAAUCAUGCAAGUUAUAUAAUUACUAUAAAUAAGGAAACAAAACUCAAUCACUGUAUAAACUGGUUAAAACUCAUUUCUUACUUAUAUACCAUAUUGUUAAAUAAACUGUGUGCAACAGAAAACAGGUUUGUACUUCUUUAGUAUUUAAAGCAAUGUUUUUAAAAAUAAAAGGGAAUAUAUGUUUAAAAUCCACUCCUUAACACUCCCCACCACUGUUAAAGGUGUUGAUCAAUCCCACCAAGUGUAGACCUCCAAAUUCAGCUUUCCAGAAUUGAAAGAGCUUACCUUUUAAAGUAGUGCUUUUAAAACAGAAGCCUACACCUGCUCCAUGAUCCCAAUCUCAGGCCACGUUCGCAUACAGACGUCCAUGCAAAUAAGCAUUCACACACAAUCACGCAAAUAUACAUAUAUACACAGCCACACAAAGUGCACGCCUACACAAUCACACAAAUGCACCCACAUACACGAUUACAAAUGUGCACAAGUGUAACAAUCAGACACACACGCAAAAACAUCCUCACAUGGACACCAUUUCCCUCCUGUGUGACACAUUACUACCAGAAAUAGUCACCAAUUCCUGUGAUUGGGGAAAUCCAGCCCUGCUUACCCCAAACACAAGGUUUUCAGUAACCUGUCUUGCUUUUGUUUUGCCGAUUAACAUUUAUAAAAAUAGGAAAUAAAAUUCUGGAAUGCCACAAUUUUUAUACAGCGUGUAACGUUUAAGGCGUGAUUUCUAUGCAGCCUCACACUGGUCUCGCCACUUGUGUAACUUAUACUUCAGCCAAGUGUAUAGAAUGAUGGUUACUGAUGGGACAGUGAACGAUUCCAUCAGAUUACCUAGUUCUUUCGGUUGAAGGUUAAUCUGAGCUGCCUGCAUGCAGGUGUUUAUGUAUGUGAUUCUGAAUUAUGCAAAAUCAACAAAGUACUGAACUGUGAUAAGUCAGAAUAUUAAAACCUGGACACUGGAUACAUUCAACUG